AAUAUCUUUUUACAUUCUUUUGUUUCAUUGUUUGUGAAUCAAUUUUUUUGAUUCAAUAGUUACAAAGCUAAUUCUUAAAAAGUACUUGUAUAUAGUAUGUAGUAAUGUUUUUAGUGUCUUUUUAAUACGAGAAAUCCUGAUCUAUGAAAGGUUAGUGUGUCCAAAAAGUUGGAAUUAAAAGUAAAGUUAAGAAAAGUACAUUUAUAUGAGCAACAGAUUGUAUGUACGAAUUAUUAGAAUAACAAACCUUAAAGAGCUUAACCUAUAUUGAUUGAACUUUGAAAUUAAAACUUUCUUAUUGAUUGUAAAUGACAUGAUAUCUCAUGACGAGAUAAAAAUUGAAGUAGUACCAAUAAAUGGAGAAAGAAUCGAAGGGAAAGAAGAAACUGUUGUUUUUGUUGAACAGUUUGUCAAGGAUGUAUGUGACUUUAGUUCCCAAUAUGGAAGUAAUAUUAGUAUUUCCUAUACAGCUUAUAAUAUUGCUGGGAAUCCAAGUAAAUUUCCUGACUACGGGGAUUUUCCACAAGCUUUUGUUAUGAGAACAUAUGGACAAUGGUGGGACAAAGCACCUUCAAGAUUAAUAGAUUAUAUGCCACAGAAUAAUGUAAAUGUUGUAAGUCAGGAUUAUAUAGAUCUAGAAUAUUAUCAAGAGGUAUAUCCAAUUAGAGUAUCAAUAUAUGAAACUUACAAUCCUGGAAGUGUAAUUGGAAUUUGGGCACAAAAUUCUGAAGGCAAAUGGUAUCAAUUAUGGAAUGGAUUUCCUCAAGUUGUGCCACAUAAACCAAGAAUAUUUUCUCCACACUUGAAACUAUGUAAUUUUAAGACAAAAAUGAUAAGAUUGGAAUUUAAUCAUAGUUUAUUAGACUAUUAUACAGAGUUAGAUGCUGUAUUACUUAUUGGUACAUCAGAAUUAAUUGUACCUAAUAACUUGCGUAAUCAAAAUCUGAAUGAUCUUUCUAAAGAAUUGGGCUACCUUAAACAAAGUGAUGAUGAUAUUUAUAAUUUAACACCAGAUUACUUAAAGGCAAAUCAGGAUUUAACAAUUCUUAAAAAGACACUUUCUAAACAUUGCACACUUUUUAAAAGCAGGGUAAUUGAUAAUAUAUCCAAAGGCAAAUUAGUAUCUAAACUAGGACAACACUAUCAGUCUGUACCUCCUAUAGAAGAAGCAUUCAAAAGUUUACAACAAUUUUUACAAGAAGAUUUUCCAAAACUUAUUAGAGAUAUUCAUCAUUCGAUACCAAGUACCAUAAAUGAACAAAAUAACUCACUUCAAGAAAGUUUUUCAGUAUCUUCAACUGAUUUUGAAAAUCAACCAUGUGGUAGUUUCUCAGCACUUCCGGUAAACUAUAAUAUUAAUUAUUUCAUUUGUUACAUAUUACAUAAAUUUAAUUUAUUUAAAUUACAGGAUGAAACAGUACUAAAAAUUUUGAAGAAUUUAGAUUUAAGAUCAUUAUGUUGUUUAUGUAGAGUAAAUAAACAUUUUAACAACAUUGCAAGGGAUGCUUUGUUGUAUACGAGUCUUAACUUAAAACCUUACUGGUAUUGUUUAAAUACAUCUGCAUUAAAUAGUUUAGCACCUAGAUGUCAUUAUUUACAACAACUAGAUCUUUCGUGGUGUGGAAAUUAUAAUAUGAUCAAAUAUCAAGAUUUUAUAUAUUUUCUUCAUACAUCUGGAACUGUUCUGACUCAUUUAAGACUUAAUUGUUGUCAAUUUGUAAAUGAUGCUAUUAUCCUCGAAAUUUCAAAAAUAUGUAAGAAUUUAAAAGAACUAUGUUUAUGUAAUUGUAUGGGUGUGACAAACGAGGGAUUUUCAAAGCUUGAAAAUUUAAGGUUUCUCGAACGUUUGGAACUUUAUAGAACAACUAUUGAAACUUCAACAUUAUGUUCCAUUUUAAGAAAGAACACGCAAAUGCGACAUUUAAAUUUGGCAGGAAUGCAUGACCGUUUAAAUAUAGAUGAAGUUGCUGUCGAAUUAGGAAAUUCUUGUCCAUAUUUGGAAAGCGUAGAUUUUUGGAAAGCACAGACAUUAACUCCACAUGGAGUUAGAGCUUUGUCUCACUGUACUAAACUUCGAGAAGUAGAUUUUGGAUGGUGUGGUGGAAUGGGCGCUCCAGGUGAUUCUCUACGAGCAUUAUUGUUUUCUUGUCGUUAUCUUGAAAAAGUAUUUUUAGCAGCACUUAGAGGAUUGACAGAUCGAGACUUAGAGCCACUUUUACUGUGUCAACGGCUGCAGCAAUUAGACUUAUUAGGAGCACGUUCUCUUACUCCUGAUAUAUGUUAUGGAAUUUUAUUGUUUUGUCCAAAAUUAGAAAUGAUUGAUCUUAGUUUUUGUGAAGGUAUUAAUGAUUUCAUAGUGCAAGAAUGGCGUCAACAAUACCCUCAUGUUUCUAUUAAAAGAAGUUUUCAAGUAACCAACUCUGAUAUUGUAUAAUAAACAUUCCAUGAUAUUUAUUA
This is a messenger RNA of Frieseomelitta varia, 2457 nucleotides long. RefSeq names its product F-box/LRR-repeat protein 4 (gene Fbxl4). Gene Ontology annotation, cellular component: SCF ubiquitin ligase complex. Gene Ontology annotation, molecular function: protein binding. NCBI's taxonomy places the organism in Eukaryota, Metazoa, Arthropoda, Insecta, Hymenoptera, Apidae. The record is from RefSeq and is a predicted model, not a curated record. The transcript has 7 exons. Gene Ontology annotation, biological process: SCF-dependent proteasomal ubiquitin-dependent protein catabolic process. The coding region runs from base 314 to 2434 and encodes 706 amino acids.